UCGUUGUUUGGUGCUACGUGGACCGGAAGUAGAAGCGUCGCGACUCGACAGCUCUGGACUUGUGAGCUAACUCCAAAACAAAACGCUGCUCAGACGCUGGGCAGGAUGUCGGAAUGACGCCUCGUUGUUAAGUCUGAUUCUGUAUGACAGAGGAUUUUGGCAGUAAUUGGACCGAGGUGUGAUGGCGAAAAUCCGAUUUUCACGAGUUUGUUAGUCGGCUAGCGGCCUAGCAUGCUAACAGUGACGCGUUAGCCGCUUAGCUUAACGUGACAGUUUGCUGUAAGUUGAGCUGUGUGCGCGAUAAGUGAUGAUGUGCUGUUAAAUUAGAUUUUCUGCUGCUAAGCUGCGAGUAAAAUGAGUUGGUUCAACGCUUCUCAGUUGUCCAGUUUCGCUAAACAGGCUCUGAGCACCGCACAGAAAUCCAUCGACCGAGUUCUGGAUAUAAAAGAGGAGGAUCAGUGGGGCGACGCCAUCACACCUCGUGUAGACGAUGGAGAGAGCAACCCAGUGUCCACAGGAUGGGGGAUGAACCAGUGGGAUUCUCCUUCAGAGGAAUGCCCGAAGACCCUCACGCCUUUGUCCGAGGCCAUCACUAAGCCCGUCACUCGCACCGUGGUUGAUGAAACCGAGAGUUUCUUCAGUGCCUUCUUGUCUCCUGGAGACGGGCAGCCGGUCAAGACGCCGGUGGUGUCAGUGGCGCCGACCAAAUCCCACCGUCGGCCGCAGGAGAAAUCGGAAAAAGAGAAGCAACCUCCUGCCAAGGAUGACGUAGACUCUUCCACGCUUUCUCAGGAAGAUCUGAGUAAACAAAGCAGCGUACAAGUAGCGGAGAGCCAGUCAGAGGAGGUGAAGCCACAAGAAGAAGUGUCUGUUCUGGAGUCUGUUCUGGAGGAAACAGAAGAAACAGAGGACACUGAGAGCAAAACGGAGACACAGGAUUCCACUUCAAGUCCGCAAGUCCCACAAGUGGACAUGCCUGCGGAGCCCAAAUCUACAGAAAAAGUCAAGAGCAGUGGUUCUGCUGAGCUUAAGAGCCCGGGGAAAGACCCUCCCAAAGACAUCAUGUUGGAAUCCAAAGAUGCUAAAGCAGAAGACAGGCAGAGCGACACUCCGUCUCCUCCUGUGAGCGCCUUCUCCUCCGGUACCUCCACCACCAGUGACAUCGAGGUGCUGGAUCACGAGAGCGUCAUCAGCGAGAGCUCGGCGAGCUCCAGGCAGGAGACGGCCGAGGUUAAAGCGGGGCUGCACCUCAUGCAGGGCUCCUUCCAGCUCCUCUCCGCUUCGACGUGCAGCGAUUUCCCGCGUCUGGACGACUACCCGAAGCUGAUGGAGAGCUGCGGGUCCUCGUCUGACGCCUUCGAGCGCAUCGACUCGUUCAGCGUGCACUCUCUGGACAGCCGCAGCGUCAGCGAAGUCAACUCAGACGACGAGAUCCCCGGCAGCCGCACUCUGGCGUCUGUUACUGCCGGAACCAGCCCUCUUCCGGCUCUACCGGCACCGCAGACCAAUCAGGAGCAGGAAGAGACGGAGGGAAGGACGACCGACUGCGUGAAGGACCAAUUGGUAGACGAGAUGGAGGAGAGCGGGCGUAGCGCAACUCCGGUGAACUCCGAACAGCCAGAAGAGCUGCCGGAGGAGGAGCAGGAAUCCGGGUCACAUGUCACGCUGUCUAAUGAAAGAACUGAACCUGAAGAGUCACGUGACUCAGUGACAUCACCCAUAACCGAGGAGCAGAAAGGAGCCUCCACCUGCCAGCUCCUGGAACUACAGAAGAUCGUUGACGAGCUCACAGGCAGGCUGGAGAAACGAGAAGCUCAGCUGCUAGCUGUUAGCAAAGACAAGGCUCGUCUGGAGGAGGAGUGUGAUAACCUCAAAGAUGAGAUGAUCACUCUGAAGGAGGAGAGCUCCAGCGUGCAGUCUCUCAAAGACGAGUUCACACAGCGCAUCGCCGACACCGAGAGGAAAGCGCAGCUCGCCUGCAAGGAGCGGGACAUCGCCAAGAAGGAAAUCAAAGGUCUUAGAGAAGAGCUGUCGACCCGGUUCAACUCCGCCGAAACCCUGGAGCUGAUCAGAGAGAAGGAGGAACAGAUCAAAGGCCUUCUAGAAGAGGGCGAGAAGCUGUCCAAGCAGCAGCUGCAGCACUCCAACAUCAUCAAGAAGCUCAGGGCCAAGGAGAAGGAGAGCGACGUGAAGAUCGCCAAGCAGUCCAAGAAACUCAAAGAGCAAGAGGAUGAACUCAAACAGCUGCAGGAGGUUCUAGAUGCGAAGGAGGAGCUGGAGAAGCAGCACAGAGAGAGCAUUAAGAAGCUGAACUCUGCCGUGGAGCGUCAGGAGAAGGAACUGAGCAGGGUCCAGACUGAAAAUGAGGAGGUGCACGAGAAGAACCGCAGCCUGCAGGCCGCCCUGGACGCCUCGUACAAGGAGCUUGCCGAGCUGCACAAGUCCAACGUUACGAAGGCCAGCGAGGCACAGGAGCUGGCUCUCAGCCGCGAGGUCCAGGCCAAGGAGGAGCUCAGCCUGGCAUUGGACAAAGCCCAGGAAGAGGCCCGCCUUCAGCAGGAGGCACUGGCCAAUCAGGUGGCAGAUCUGAGGUUGGCUCUGCAGAGAGCCGAGCAGCAGCAGGCCAGGAAGGAGGACUACCUCCGAGAGGAGAUCAGCGAGCUUCAGCAGAGGUUGCAGGGGGCGGAGACCAGAAACCAGGAACUAAGUCAGAGCGUCACCUCGGCGACGAGGCCCCUCCUCAGGCAGAUUGAGAAUCUGCAGUCUACUCUGGGAUCUCAGACGGCAUCCUGGGAAAAACUGGAGAAGAACAUCUCGGACCGCUUAGCCGAGGCUCAGGCCCAGCUUGCUGUUGCGGUAGAGAAGGAGCGCUCCGUGACAGAGGAACUACAUGCCGUCAAGGCUCAGCUGGCUUCUCUGGAGUCCCAGAAUUCCUCACUGCGGCAGGAGAAGGGACGGCUGCAGGGUCAGCUGGACGUGGAGAAGACUCGGCGUGAGAAGCUGGAGAAUGACAGCAGCAGGGAGCGUGUUGAACUGGAGAAUCUGAAAGGCGAGUACACUCGCGCUCUGGAAGAGGCCAAAAAGGAGAAGCUGCUGCUAACAAACCAGCUUGAGAUGGAGAAAGUGAAGGUGGAGCAGGAGAAGAAGAAAUGCUACCUCGCACAAGAGGCCUUGAAGGAAAAGGAGCGGAAGGCGCUGAGUGUAUCACUGAGCGAGCCUCCUGCAUCCUCAACUCCAUCUCUCUCUCGCUCCAGCUCCAUCAGUGGGGUGGAUCACAGCGGCAUACACACCUCUCUGCUUUCCCACCAGGAGGACUCUCCUGAUCACUCGUUCGCCUCCAUGACCCUCGGCGGGAGCAGCCUGUACGAAGCGGCGCGUCUGAGCGGAGGCUCCAGCAUCAUCGAGAACCUGCAGUCACAGCUGAAACUGCGGGAGGGAGAAAUCGCACAGCUCCAGGUGGAGAUCUCAAAUCUGGAGCGGACUCGCUCGGCGAUGGCAGAAGAACUGGUGCGGCUGACUAAUCAGAACGAUGAGCUGGAGGCCAAAGUGAAGGAGAUCCCCAGACUCAGAGUGCAGCUCAAGGACCUGGAGCAGAGACACAACACCAUCCUGCAGAUGUACGGAGAGAAAGCAGAAGAAGCCGAGGAGCUGCGGCUCGACCUGGAGGACGUCAAGAACAUGUACAAGACCCAAAUCGACGAGCUGCUCAAGAACCAGAAAUAACCUCUCUGGUUCUCUCGUUUUCUUCGCACACACACACACACAUACACAUACACACACACACACGGUCUUGCUGACGGACUUCAAAGUGCAUUUACUGUAAACAGACAAACUCGCUUAUAGUGCAGGAAAGCAGAAGCUUCAUGGUGUGCAGAAGACUCAUGCUUGUUCUGUGAAUAUGUACAUUUUUCCUCAUGUGUGCUCUGUAUUUUCCUGAUCAGGUGUAUAAUCUGUAGUUAUUUAUAGGGUUGUUGGAGCAGAUGUCUUAAUGUGAUUUGUUUUUUUUCCUGAAAGUUCAUUAGCAGACUUGAAAUGGACAAGUGCUUGUCUCUUAGCGUGGACCCUGACUCGAUGCACAUCAAAUUGCACUUUUAAGAUAGCAUGUAAGAUAAAAGCCUUUCCUCUCUCAAUGCUCAAUAUUUAAUAACCCCAUAUUAAAGGAGCAGUUUGUUAUUUUUUAAGCAUUGCAGUAACAAUGAAAAUAUUGACAAACCUUCACUUUAACCCACCAACCCCACUCUGUCUGUACAAACUACAUAUUUAUGCCCUAUGGGGCAGAAUUAAUCAGAGUUCUGUUGGCUGCUGGUGAAGCUAUUUUCAGGGCCAGAAAACUCCAGAAUACAAGCCUUAGAUGAAUAAUCUAGCCAGAUUCUUUGUACAACAAUGUUGCUAUUUUCAGUUUUUUAAGGAGUCUUUAAAUUGUAUGAUUAUUACAGGUCUUGAAACACUUUCAAAAUUACAUACUGCACCUUUAAAUAUUUCAGAUGAAGCACUGUUCAGUCAUUGUCAGUUCAUUGCAAGCAAUGAAAUAACACUGGCAGUCUUCAAAUUGUGUUUAUUUAUAAUAUAUAUAAAUAAAGCUAUGCUCUCUUAAAAUACAUAUAGUCAUAACACUCAUAUGAAGUAAAAAUUAUUAUCUCAUUAAUACCUUCCUACGUAAUGAUCACUAUUGUGAUGAAACAAAGCUCUUAGUGGGGUUAACUGUCAGUUCGAGUAGAUUGGUUAAGGUUAGCACUUGCACUAAACUCUUUUCCCUCUUCUCAAAAUUUUGAGAUUGUAAUUUUAUAAAUUGCAAAUCCGUAUUUGUAACAUCCUCAUAUUACACUGACGAGCCCUAAUUAUAUGUGUACAAUGUUCCUGCUUCCAUUACAUAUUAUUUUUAUGUAUUUACACAUUUCAUGCUACAUUUAAGAAUCGCUGCUGUAAGGCUUUGAGGGGUGAGCUCAAGCGAGCCGCUAAGGUGGAGCUAAAGCAAAUAAGUUUUAGAAGUAAAACAUAAGAAAUAACGUUUUACAAGUUGUGAAUUUGCAAAAAUAACUGGAAUGAAGUUUAUAAAAUUAUGAAUUUUCCACUGCGUUCAUGUACAAACUAUUGACAUCUUGACUAUUGACAUGAUCAUGGAAAUCAUCUUCAUAAUCAACUCUGUCAUCAGAAAGCAGGGUCUGUGGGUUAGCAAACCAUCUGAGAACCUUCUUGCAUUAAACCCAUUGGCUUUCUAGUGAAAUGCUGAUAACUGAACAGAAAAAAGAAACAUAAAGUGAGUAAGUGAGGUGUUGGACCACCAUGAGCUUCCAGAACAGCUUCAAUGCACCUACACGUCUCUGGAACUGUAAUGGAGUGAUGAACACCUUUCUUCUAAAAGAUACAUCCCUCAGUUGGAGUUCUGAUGUUGGUGUUUUUAUACAUCGCUCCAUGUAACGUCUCUCGCUGGUGUUCGUUUGAGAGUGUGGAGGCCAAAGCAUCUGAUUUACAUCACGUUUCAUCAUCAAACCAUUCAGUGAGCCCUGAUGCCGUGUGGAUGUGGGCGGAGCCAUCCUGGAGGUGGUCACGCCCAUCAGGUGAGAGAUGUUUCCUCACAGAAGAACUAUGUGGACUCAAACCAUGCCAGCAACAUAAAUAAAUGCCCCCCCAUGUCAUAACAGAGCUACCUGUCUUUCUUUUAAUUUGUAUAUAAUUUUUUUUCUUUUGUGUAGACCUGUGUUAAUAGUCAUGGAUAAGGAUCAACUUUUUGUGUAAAUGUGUAAAUAAAAUUAAUUUUGCCCUGAUUA
Molecule: messenger RNA, 5768 nt
Organism: Pangasianodon hypophthalmus (striped catfish)
Lineage: Eukaryota; Metazoa; Chordata; Actinopteri; Siluriformes; Pangasiidae
Gene: tmf1
Product: TATA element modulatory factor 1
Exons: 17
Coding region: 355-3723 (1122 amino acids)
Cellular component (GO): Golgi apparatus; endoplasmic reticulum
Source: RefSeq, a predicted model, not a curated record